UUUUAUAUUUGACCGGCGUUGCGGACAGGAGCCUCUCUUCAGUCAAUUUCUACGUCCCCUUCUUCGUCGAAACUCAAUACUAAUUUCCCAAUCAAUGACCAAUGACCAAUGACAUGCACGCAUGAAAACCAUUUCAUUUCAUCUUCCUCAUCCCUAACCUCACUUCUCUCUCCUUUCCUCUGCAUCUCACCUAAUAAUAUCCCCUCCAGAGGGAGAUGCAUCCCCGUCGCCGUCCCUUUCGGGAUCUUUCCCUUGGCUUCUUGAUCGCAACCGCCCUCAUCCUGGUCCGAGCUCCAGCGGCGCGCGGGGCGGUCGACCCGAGCUACUUGAGCUGCAGCUCCACCAUCAGUUGCGGCGUCCUGCAAAACGCCAGUUACCCCUUCUGGGGGUUGACCCGCGCCUCCUACUGCGGCCUGCCCGAUUUUCAGGUCACCUGUCUGGACAACACAACUCCGCUGCUCAACAUAUCGAACCAGAACUUUCGCGUCCUUCAGUUCAAUGACACCACGAAGGUUAUGACGGUUGCCCGAGAGGAUUACUGGAAUACUAUCUGCCCGACCUCUUUUGUCAAUACCACCCAGGAAAUCACCAGCUCUUUCUCUUACACCUCGGACACGCUGCCCAGCAAUCUGACUCUGUACUAUGGGUGUGGUGGAUUUCCGAACCAGACGACGAUCCAGAUAACUCUCCCCAACUGCCAGUUCAACUGCACCAUCAAUGGCACCAACGUCAUCGGUUACUUUAUAACAAAGAAAGUUAGCGAUAUCGCGAACGCUGCGGCCUUUUCGAGUUACUUUGGAGGGUGCAAUUCGAGCGUGGUGCUGCCCGCGACCCAGUCAGCCAUUGAGGAGAUUCAGUCGAGCCCGAGCAACACGACUGUGGUGUCGGCCAUCGACGAGGGCUUCGGGCUGCAGUGGACGGUGGAUGAGACAUGCAUCAGCUGCCACGCUUCGGGCGGGCAGUGCGGACGGAAGAAUAGGUCCGGCGAGUUCUUGUGCUAUUGCCAGGAUAAGUCCUACUCUUCCACAUGCUCAGGUACGUCAGUUGUUAUCCUCGAACAUUGCUAUGAUGAUUUUGGUCCUGGCUGAUGGCGGCUCGGGCUGGGAUCGAAGAGCAUGAAAAUCAUAGAUAACAUCUAACCGCUUUGGCUAUUUGAUUAGGCUUAAGAUGUUAGGACGAGCCAAUUCGUUUCGGUGAUUAGUAUUAUGUUGUGCCCAUGAAGUUGGAUGGUCCGUGUAUCCUAGAAAUUCUUUUCCCUCUUCACAGAAUCACAAGUAGUGGGAAAGAUAUGCACUUGGAAAACUUAAAAGCUGUGUUUUAAGAGUUGGUUUGCGCUGGAGUGGAGAUGCACCAAUUCAUUUCAUGU
Rhodamnia argentea is the source of this 1366-nucleotide messenger RNA. Its product is annotated as LEAF RUST 10 DISEASE-RESISTANCE LOCUS RECEPTOR-LIKE PROTEIN KINASE-like 2.7. The transcript has a single exon. Gene Ontology annotation, molecular function: polysaccharide binding. The record is from RefSeq and is a predicted model, not a curated record. Lineage: Eukaryota; Viridiplantae; Streptophyta; Magnoliopsida; Myrtales; Myrtaceae. The coding region runs from base 216 to 1088 and encodes 290 amino acids.